ACCAUCAGCCCUCUUCUUUAUAUGUGAAACCACCUCAUACUAUGUGCUGAGACCCAUGUUGAGUAGCACUGGGAUUGCAUUUCUUCCAGGCUUUUUUUGGGACUGCUUCUCCACCAGGAUUUGUUCCAGGCCCUAUAAUAACCCAAAGUGGUUAUCAACCAACUAAUCCCUGUCUCAGGCUCUCUCUUCUUCCCUAGAAAUGACUGGUUGGUGAGUCUCGGAGGAGCCCUUUUUUCUGGAGAUUCUUGAACCUGCAGAUGGAUUAUGGAUACCAAAAAGGAACAGGAUAGCAGUGGAAUGGAUGACAUAAGCUUGAGUUCUACCUCUUUGGGAUGUUACACAAUUCAGGGCUUAAAACAGCUCUAUGAGGCCCGUCAGCUCUGUGAUGCCACCCUGGUGGCCGAAGGAAGGAUUUUCUCCUGUCACAGGGCAUUGUUGGCCUCAUUCAGCCCUUACUUCCGGGCCAUGUUCACCAGGCCCUUUAGAGAGUGCUGGGAAAGGCAAGUUGUGUUCGAAGACAUGGCCUCUUCUGUCCUUCAAAGAAUUCUAGAUUAUCUCUACACUGGAGAGCUGUUGCUUACACCAGAGACUGCUCAGGAUCUCUUCACAGCUGCCAAUAGGCUUGUCAUCCGCCCACUGCAGGAGAUUAUUGGCAGAUUCCUUGCUGACAGCAUUUCUAUGGACAGCUGCCUGGGGAUUUAUGCUUUGGCAUAUGCUCACAACCACCAACCUUUGCUUCGUGUGGCCACACGCCACAUCACCAUUAACUUUGAACCUCUUUCCCAACACGAGGCCUUUCCGGGCUUGGAUCCCAGCACGGUGAUCAGCAUUGUCUCUUCAGACAAACUCCUGGUGUCGUCUGAGCUGAUCGUCUACCAUGCUGUGCAGCGCUGGGUGAGGUCUCAACCAGCUGAGCAUCUCUCACUGAUCAAGAAGCUGCUGAAACAAGUCCGCCUCCCACUUCUUACUUCCGAGGAGAUCACGGUAGUCCAGAAGGACAUAAUUGAAGAAUAUGGACAUGCUCACCUGCAGUGGGAGCAGCUAGACGGAGAAGGGAGGUUGCAGAAGAGUGGGGGUCUCAGGCACGGCAUGUACGAUGACUGGAUUGUGAGCUUGGGCCUUUUUGUAAGCAACAUGCAGGGAGGAGUAGUUGAACGUCUGAAAACUCACUUCCUGGGAUUCAGCCUGCAGACAGAAAGCUGGGAGGAGAUACCACCCCUGAUGUAUCUAGAUUCCUCUGGCUUCUUGUCUGUGGGGCACAAGCUCUACGUCUCUGGGGGACAAAGGCUUAAUGGCUCCGUCUUAGGCAAUCUGCAUGAGUUUGAUGCUCUUACCGGCCAGUGGAUGCAGCUGCCAUCCAUGUCCACCCCUCGGCGAGAACAUGGCUUCCUAGCAUGUAAGCAGAAGCUGUAUGCUUUGGGGGGUCGGAGUGGCCGAAGUGUGCUUGAUUCUGCAGAAAGCUUUGACCUAGUGCAGAAGUCUUGGUCUCCCAUUGCCAACCUGCCAUUUGCAGUGAGUCAUUUUGCCUCUGCCACAUUGAAAAACAAGCUCUACCUGAUUGGAGGUUUCUCUCACACCAGGGCAAGCGGCCUUGCUCACAGGGGCAUUCUGAUUUAUGAAACAGGUUCCGAUGUGUGGAAUCAGGUGCCGCUGGCUUUUCAGUGCUACAAAUCCACAGCUGUGACCAUGGACAAUGGGAUCUUCGUCAUCGGCGGGCUUGUUGAGGAGAGCAGCCGGCGUGAGACACCCGGCACUGUAAUCAGGGCCCUGAUCUCUGGCACCCACAAGUGUUUCUUCCUCAGCAAGGAUGGCACUGUGAGCUACGACGUUGCCAUCCCAGAACUUCCUAUCCUGGUCUUGCCACCUUGUGCGGUGCAGUGGCAGAGAAGAAUCCACGUGCUGGUAGGGAAUACAAUAUACCAGUGGAAGCCCGGAGAGCCCAGCUGGACCAGGAGUCGAAAAAGUGCUCCCAACACAAGAGUAACAUUCUUAACUGUAGUUAACGGAGUAACACUGAGGGUCCCAAAGAAAAAUCUUCAGCCCCUUUUACGAGAAGCCUCUGCAGCCUUGACAGCAGUUUGGUUGGCUGAUAAUUAGCAGCUAAUUGACACUUUCCCAAACCUGGCUACCUUGGCUUCACCUAAAUGCAGGAUUCCAUCGGGCAUCUUAAGCUUAUCCC
Molecule: messenger RNA, 2179 nt
Organism: Lacerta agilis (Sand lizard)
Lineage: Eukaryota; Metazoa; Chordata; Lepidosauria; Squamata; Lacertidae
Product: kelch-like protein 6
Exons: 5
Coding region: 265-2097 (610 amino acids)
Molecular function (GO): protein binding
Source: RefSeq, a predicted model, not a curated record